Molecule: messenger RNA, 1338 nt
Organism: Ananas comosus (pineapple)
Lineage: Eukaryota; Viridiplantae; Streptophyta; Magnoliopsida; Poales; Bromeliaceae
Product: remorin-like
Exons: 6
Coding region: 259-1104 (281 amino acids)
Source: RefSeq, a predicted model, not a curated record
CACAACUCUUCCCUGUUUCAUCUUCCACCCACAUAAAAACAAACUUCUAAAACUCCAAGAUGAAGCCACCAUGCAUCUCACCAUCCUCCCUCUCAGUUUCUUGAAUCUCCAAUCAACUCCAUGGAUAUAAAUGCAACUCAGAGUACGAUUUCCUAAAUUUGGAGAGGGCGUGGAAACGACACAAAGCGAGAUAAGGAUUCCGCCGCAGAAGACUGCUUCCUCUGAAGAAGUUGGCAGAGAAGGCAAUUCACAGACCAGAUGAGCGAGUUCGGAGGGAACAGUGAUGGCAGUUAUGAGAUUGCGGUUGCAGCAGCAGCAUAUGCGAUCGUCUUGCUAGAAGAAGAGCGCUUACUGAAACAAAAGAAGUCCGACGAAGAGGUAAUAGGCCCUGAAACUAAGAUCAUAAGCCGAGGAGAAGAAAUCGUGAGGAAGAAGACCAGCAGAAAAGUUACCAGAUGGCUAACUAGAAGAGAGGAGGAAGAGGAUGAGAGACCAUCAGUUUCAGGUGAAGGUAAAGUCAAAAAACCGGCGACAGUCGACCAACAUAGGCAAGAAAAUGGUGCUGCUGAUCAGAAAGCAGCGGAGAGGGCGACAGAAACCGCUGCUGCAAUUAAGAGGGCUCCUACUUUUAUCGGUCGAAAUGAAACAGGAAGCAAGAAAUUUGAACGCGGGAAAGAACAAACAAGCCAACAAGUCCCGCCUGCGCUUAAACCUACAGCCUCAUUUUCUGCUCCCAAAAUAAAUGAUGGUGCGAAACCGGCCGACUCCGGCGUAGGGGAAACGGAAGCAGAUGCUUGGGAGAAGGCAAAGAUGGAAAAGAUAAAACAUAGGUAUGAGAAGACAAUUUCGACUAUUUCCGAAUGGGAGAAUGAGAAGACGGUGAAGGCUCAACGCAGAAAGGAUCGGAAAGAGACGGAAUUGGAAAGAAAGCGAGCGCGAAUACUACAAGAAUAUCGGAACGAAAUGGCAAGGAUUGGCAAGAUUGUUUUUGGGGCGAGAGCUCUUGCCGAAGAAAGAAAAAGAAAUGAUGAAGCCAAGGCCAUGAUGAAGGCGAAAAUGAUAAGAUCGACUGGCAAAGUUCCCAAAUCGUGCGGCUGCUUCUGAGAAAUCACCAGAAGCAAGCUAUCUACUAGCCUUCCAAUACUCUGAUGAUACUACAAGUGCUUCAUGAAAGUUCUGAGCAUGUAUAGUAUUUGUGAAUACAUUGAAAUUAGCAUAUUCAUUCAAUGACAACAGGAUCCAACAGAGAAGCAAACUAAUUUUCUUUCAUAAAAACAGAAAAAUAACCUUGAAUUGUAAGUGCUAUGUUACUGUCAUAAAUUUCGUACUCCCACUAAU